CUUACCGCGCAGGCUGCUUGCGGAAUUUGUUCUCGCCCCUAGGCCGUUGAUCGCUUGAGCUUUGAAUGAUUGAUUUACUCCAGGAGAAUAUUACCAUUCCUCGGCCGGAGAAAUUCAGUUCUUCUUCAUCAUCUAUUCACAUUCUACGCGUCCCGCGGUGAUUCAUCUUAAACAGUAAUCUGACCAGACUCACAAUCGGGAACUGCGGGAAUCUCGACCUUAGCGUCUCCUCAUCGGAACUGACUCCGCAGAACAUCCUGUUAUCAACUUUUCUGUCGCAGUUGUCUCCUGAUACCUUCCCCUAUUGUCCUGCCAUUUACCUUUAAAGGUUCUAGCGAGCAGAGUCAAAAUGCCUCUCGGGAUUCACAAUCCCUUGCCUUCAUCUUUAGGAAGCGAGUGCAGAAAGGCUGGUAAAAUUCUUGCUUCAUUUAUCGACCCUCGACAAGCUUUUGGUCCUGAUAAGGUCAUUCCUCCUGAAAUCCUAGCAGGUGCCAAGGGGCUUGCGAUUCUCACAGUUUUAAAAGCUGGUUUCCUCGGCUCCGCUCGAUUUGGGUCUGGCAUUGUUGUUGCCCGUUUGGCGGAUGGCACCUGGUCCGCUCCCUCGGCUAUUGCAACCGCAGGUGCUGGCUUCGGAGGCCAAAUUGGUUUCGAGUUAACUGACUUUGUCUUCAUUCUCAAUGAUGCCGCCGCUGUCCGGACCUUCUCCCAGGUGGGAACUUUAACGCUUGGUGGUAACGUUUCGAUCGCCGCUGGACCCGUGGGACGCAAUGCGGAGGCUGCCGGAGCGGCGAGCACAAAAGGUGUGGCCGCAAUAUUCUCGUACUCCAAGACGAAGGGUCUCUUCGCCGGUGUCAGCUUGGAGGGAAGUAUGCUGGUAGAACGGAAGGAUGCGAAUGAGAAACUCUACAGUAGUCGAGUGUCAGCCCGCCAACUACUCAGUGGAACUAUAAGACCUCCUCCAGCAGCGGACCCCCUCAUGCGUGUGCUGAAUUCCCGCGCAUUCUAUGGUAAUGCGAGAAACGGGGACGCAAUGUACAACGAUAUACCCGUCUAUGAUGACCAUCAUGAUGAUGUUGUGUGGGAAGGACGACGGGGAGACGCGUAUGGAGAGGGUGUCCGGCGGGAUCGCACUGGUAGCAAUGACGCGGAUGCCUACGAGUAUCGGGACCGACCCCGUCGUGCAAAUACAUGGGCCGAUGAUGUAUACGACCGGCCUGCUGGGGGCUUAAACCGCUCAUCUACCACUCGUUAUCCUCGCAAUGAUAAUUAUGAGACUUACGGCCGUAGCCGAAGCAACACAGCACCAAUCGAGGAGGACUAUGUCUAUUCUGACAACAAGCCCAGCCGACCCACGGCACCCAAGCCUGUUUUCGGGCAACGGACGGGGCAAGCCCCUUCUCUGCGUCAGGACCAGGCGAUUGCUCUUUACACUUUUGAUGCCGAUCAGGAAGGCGACUUGGGUUUCAAGAAAGGGGAUAUCAUCACAAUCCUUAAGCGUACCGAUAAGAAAGAAGACUGGUGGACAGGGCGUAUCGGGGAGCGGGUUGGCAUCUUCCCUGCGAACUAUAUCGAUACGGCCUAAAAACCUUACUGUCAAUCACUGACUGAUGCGGAACGAAACGACGAUCUAGGAAGUAGAGUCUUCCUUUACCCGCCUCCUUUUUCUUAUGCUUUUUUUUCCUCCCCCAGGAUCUUUCUAUCUUUCCAUGAUGAAA
Aspergillus alliaceus is the source of this 1715-nucleotide messenger RNA. RefSeq names its product SYLF and SH3 domain-containing protein. The record is from RefSeq and is a predicted model, not a curated record. Lineage: Eukaryota; Fungi; Ascomycota; Eurotiomycetes; Eurotiales; Aspergillaceae. Gene Ontology annotation, cellular component: actin cortical patch. Gene Ontology annotation, molecular function: actin filament binding; phosphatidylinositol binding. The transcript is spliced from 4 exons. Gene Ontology annotation, biological process: actin cortical patch localization; actin filament bundle assembly. Bases 350 to 1582 code for a protein of 410 amino acids.